This is a messenger RNA of Pteropus alecto (black flying fox), 1080 nucleotides long. RefSeq names its product chibby family member 3 (gene CBY3). The transcript is spliced from 2 exons. The coding region runs from base 1 to 1080 and encodes 359 amino acids. The record is from RefSeq and is a predicted model, not a curated record. Lineage: Eukaryota; Metazoa; Chordata; Mammalia; Chiroptera; Pteropodidae.
AUGGGGCCAGGCCUGGGACAGAAGCUCGGCACCUUCAACACAUCCUCCAGCUCUUCACUCUCCCUAGAGACUCUCUUAUCCACUCCAAUCCACCGGGCAAGUCCUGCACGUCUUAGAAGUACCUGUCUCUGCUAUCAUGUCCUUCUCCCUUACAAGCCCUCCCCGCAGCCGCCCAGCGCUCAGAGAGCAGGGGUCAGGUCCUUCAUCGGCAUCUCUGACCCAGGGCCUGACCCAGAGUGGUCUUUGGGGGAAGGUAGUUUUGUAAGACUGCUGCUAGUGCGAGUGUGUAGGGAUGGGAUCCUCAGCGGCCAAGCCCUGUCCACAGGGCGUCGCAGUUUGAGGGGCAGCCGGCAGCGAAAAGACUUGUUCACCGGGUGUCCCUUGCUCCCUAGCAGUGCCCCUGGCUCGCCUUCACCAUUCAGGACACCAGGGGUCCCGAGGCAAGGGCGCAGCCCCUAUCUCCCACGACCUCGCGGCUCCGCUCCUGCCACCUGGGCGCCUGCCGGGGCCCACCCGGCCGUCGCCCUGGAGGCCUUCGGGUACCUGGCCUCGGGCCACGCCAGCCGCCUGUGGGAACAGCUACGGCAGCUCUGGGCUGACCACUUCUCGCGGCGAUUUUCGCCGCGGCGCCCGCCGCUGCGCCGCCUCUCCUCCAUGUCCACCUUCUACCUGCUGGACCACUGCACGCGCCAGGCCGAGCUGGGCCUCAGCUACGGCGCGCCGCGCACACGCCUUAGUGACCAGGCCUUCGUGUUUCGCGGCGGCCGCUGGGCCAAUGAGGGCCCGCCCGGGCGGUCAAAGCCGCCGCUGCCCUCGCCAACCAUCUCGGGCUGGAAGGCGCAGAUGCGGCGCGUCAAGAGCCAGGUGCUGCUAGAGGAGAACAACUACCUGAAGCUGCAGCAAGAGUUGCUCAUGGACAUGCUGACCGAGACAACAGCGCGCAUGCACCUGCUGGAGCAAAAGCUAAAUGGCGAGGCUAGCUCCACGGCAGCGGCCCGCCCCUGGCAGAAGAAACUGCGCAGGCGCGACAGCGCGGGCGGCGUGCUCAUGCUGGAGCUGGGAGCACUCGAGUCGCGGUGA